Molecule: messenger RNA, 797 nt
Organism: Vicia villosa (hairy vetch)
Lineage: Eukaryota; Viridiplantae; Streptophyta; Magnoliopsida; Fabales; Fabaceae
Product: WUSCHEL-related homeobox 7-like
Exons: 2
Coding region: 96-650 (184 amino acids)
Biological process (GO): plant organ development
Molecular function (GO): DNA-binding transcription factor activity; DNA binding
Source: RefSeq, a predicted model, not a curated record
GACAGUGUAUAUUAUUAUUCUGUUACUGAAUUAUAUAUAUGCACUGAGAGUUAAAGUGUUGAGUUCAGAGAAUCAUAAACAUCUAGAAUUUCAAUAUGGAAGAUAAUAGUAUCAAUAUGUCAGGCUUUUGCAUGAGAUCUGGAAGUAGUACUAGCAGUGGCACGAAGUGUGGACGUUGGAAUCCAACGACAGAACAAGUUAAACAUCUGACUCAACUUUUUAGAGCAGGGCUCAGAACUCCAAGCACUGAUCAAAUUCAAAAGAUAUCAAAUCAACUCAGUUUUUAUGGUAAGGUUGAGAGCAAGAACGUGUUCUAUUGGUUUCAAAAUCAUAAGGCUAGAGAAAGACAAAAACGUCGAAAGGUUUCUUUUGAUGAUGACAACAUUGAGAAGGAUGUUAUUGUUCAUCAUAGAGACAACUCCAUGCAUGCUUCUACACAACAACUUGUUGAGAUGUACUCAGAGCCUAAUAGGGUGAUUGAGACUCUUGAGCUUUUUCCAUUGAACUCCUUUGGUGAAUCAGAAUCAGAGAAGUUGAGUAUGCAUGUAAAUGAAAGCAUGGAAAGUUCAAUAUUUGCAUACACAUGUACAAUGGGUGAGCAAAUGGAGCAUGAGCAUCCACCAUUAGACUUGCGGUUGAGCUUUGUGUAAAACAGUUACAAUCUUCUGUAACAUGGAAGUAGCUUUAACAGUAAUGUUUAAUUAUCUAGUGAUUAAUUUUACAUUACAUGCCUCUUCAACUUGGUAGUAUGUGAUAUACUCUGUUGGAGUGUAGUUGGAUAUUGAUUAUAAAGAUGA